AUGGCUCCUGUACAAGCUGAAAAAACCGAAUUCCUCAAUUCUUUAAAACCAGAAAAUGUUGAACCUUUAUGGACUGUGAUGUCCGCUAUGGUUCCACCUGUUCCUCAACCAAAAGCUACUCCAACUGUCUGGAGAUAUAAAUCUCUUAGACCAUUAUUAGGUGAAGCUGGUAGAUUAGUUCCUGCUGAAGAAUCCGAAAGAAGAGUGUUAAUGUUGAUUAACCCUUCCUUAAAGGCUCCACAAACUACUGAUACUUUAUAUGCUGGUCUUCAAUAUAUCAUUCCUGGUGAAGUUGCACCAGCUCAUAGACACUCUGCUUUUGCAUUAAGAUUCAUUAUUGAAGGUGAUGGUGGUUUCACUAACGUUGAAGGUUCUAAGAUGUAUAUGGAAAGAGGAGAUGUCAUUCUUACUCCAAGAUGGCAAUGGCAUGAUCAUGGUAAGGAUGGUAAUGGUCCUAUGAUCUGGUUAGAUGGUUUAGAUUUACCAAUGUUCCAAGCUAUCCCAGUCAACUUUGCCGAACAUUAUAAGGAAGAUCGUUUCCCAAGUACUGAUGUUGAAGAAACUCCAUUGAAAUUCCCAUGGAAAGGAGUUCAAGAAUACCUUGAUGCUAUUUCCGGUGACCAUGCUAUCUUUGAUUACAAGUCCAAGGAAAAGAGUGGUGCUGAAUUAUCCACAAUUGUUGGUGGUCAAGCUGAAAGAAUCUCUCCAAAUGCUAAAUCCGCAUGGAGACAAGAGAGCAGUUCAUUUGUUUACCACGUCUAUGAAGGUCAUGGUCACACUGUGAUCACUGAAGCCAAUGGUGAAGAAACCAUCUUACAAUGGGAACAAAAGGAUACCUUCUGUAUUCCAUCAUGGAAGAAAUUCAGACAUGUUAAUGAAAGUUCUUCUCAAACUUAUCUUUUCAACUUCUCUGAUACUCCAUUACUUAAGAACUUAGCUAUCCACAGACUUAAUUCUGAUAUUUAA
This is a messenger RNA of Scheffersomyces coipomensis, 966 nucleotides long. RefSeq names its product cupin domain-containing protein. NCBI's taxonomy places the organism in Eukaryota, Fungi, Ascomycota, Pichiomycetes, Serinales, Debaryomycetaceae. The record is from RefSeq and is a predicted model, not a curated record. Gene Ontology annotation, molecular function: dioxygenase activity. The transcript has a single exon. Bases 1 to 966 code for a protein of 321 amino acids.